AUGCCGCUCGACACCUCGACGACAUAUCCCCUGACACGGCUGCGCCUUGAUGGCCGCCGCUGGAACGAACUCCGUCUGCUCCAAGCUCAGAUCUCAACCAACCCCGCUAGCUCCGGCUCUUCAUACCUGUCCAUGGGCAACACAUCAAUCAUGUGCUCUGUCCACGGCCCCGCCGAGGGUCGCAGAGGAGAUGGUGGCGGCGGAGCUGCUGGCAGUGGCCACGCAGUUGUGGAAGUAGACGUGAAUGUCGCUGGGUUUGCCGGUGUAGAUCGCAAGCGGAGAGCCGGUGGAAGUGACAGACAAUCAUCGCGAAUCGCUACAACCCUCCGCUCAGCCUUCCAGUCUCACCUCCACACCUACCUCUAUCCUCACAGCACAAUCAGCAUCCAUGUCUCUGUUCUCUCCGCCGAUGGCUCAUUGCUCGCCGCAGCGAUCAACGCCUGUACGCUAGCGCUCGUGGACGCCGGUAUUCCCAUGCCAGGACUACUCUGUGGCUGUACUGCUGGUAUGAGUGGCAGCGCCUCUACACCGCGUGACCCACGACACGACGAACUUGACCCGCUUUUGGAUCUAUCACUUCCAGAAGAACAGGAACUGCCUUCGCUGACUGUUGCAACGACGACGGCUGUGCCUGUCGGCGAGAACAAUAUGGAUGAGGAUGAAGAGGCGAUGAAGUUCCCCAAGGUCCCCAGUCAACAGUCGAUCAUGGAUAUGCACGAGAUGACCAUGUCAACAGCCACGUCGACAGCCUCGGCGGCUAUGGCCAGCAGCACCGGAAUGGACAUGAGCGGAAUGGACAUGGGAAAUAGCUGCAAAAUCUCGAUGCUUUGGAACUGGUACACAGUUGACGCAUGCUUCCUCGCCAACUCAUGGCACAUAAAAUCACGCGGCAUGUUCGCCGGCUCAUGCAUCGGAGUAAUCUGCCUCGUACUGAGUCUUGAACUCCUCCGCCGUCUGGGCCGAGAAUACGACUCGUUUAUUGUGCGUCGAGCCCGUCUUCGAAGACUCUACUUGUCGGGAUCUUCCAACGCCCAAUCUAUCUCCAACGUUCCCCUGCGAAGCGAAGAAGGAGAUGCCAACAAGUCGCCCAGUAAUUGCUGCGGCGGCAAUGUAGACCCCGAUGCUGCGUUCUCUAGUGCAGAAGACGAUGUCAUUACUCCUGUGUCGGGUUCUCUCCAGAAUGGAGAUUCAAAGAAGCGGGCUUCUGUCUCUGCUGCUGUACCGGCUAGUGCUAUGCGAGAUGUCCAGCGCAUCGAGAAACAGGAGGCUAUGCUUGCACCGUAUCGUCCGUCGCUUGUUGAACAUACUGUGCGCUCGCUGAUGCAUAUGGCGCAGUUUGCUGUUGCGUAUAUCAUCAUGCUGCUUGCCAUGUACUUCAAUGGGUAUAUUAUCAUUUGUAUCUUCAUUGGUGCUUUCCUGGGCGCUUUUAUUUUCUCCUGGGAGCCCGUGAACUUGAAUCAGGAGUAA
Molecule: messenger RNA, 1467 nt
Organism: Penicillium expansum
Lineage: Eukaryota; Fungi; Ascomycota; Eurotiomycetes; Eurotiales; Aspergillaceae
Product: exosome non-catalytic core subunit SKI6
Exons: 5
Coding region: 1-1467 (488 amino acids)
Biological process (GO): U4 snRNA 3'-end processing; rRNA catabolic process; nuclear mRNA surveillance
Cellular component (GO): cytoplasmic exosome (RNase complex); membrane; nucleolus
Molecular function (GO): copper ion transmembrane transporter activity
Source: RefSeq, a predicted model, not a curated record